AUGGAUAGUAUUGACUUGCUCAAAUCCUCACCUUGUGAAGAUCAAAUGGAAAUGUUCAUGAUGCAAAUGGAAAAUGAAAUGCCAAUGUUGGACUAUAGUCCACGACGAAGCAAUAACAACAACAAUAAUAAUAAUAUUAAUCGUAAUAAUUUCUUUGAAAUUAUCGAUCAUCAUAAUUCACCAUCCACAUUUUUGAACAAUGUGCCAUCAUCUACCAUUCCAUUCAAUGACUCUAGAUCUCCUCAAAUAAUUCAUCAAGAAUCUUCAAUAACCCUUCCUUUCUUGGAAAAUUCGAGUCGUAGUAAUGGGAAGUGGAGUACUUCUGUUAAAGGUAACUAUAAAGAACAAGUAUCCAUUGCCUCGCAUUUGAGUACAUUUCCUUCACAUACAUUGAAGCGAAAUUCUAUGGUGGCUAUGAGAGAGAUGAUUUUUAGAAUAGCUGCAAUGCAACCAAUUCAAAUCGAUCCAUCAUCCGUAAAAGCGCCCAAGAGAAGGAACGUGAAGAUAUCAAGCGAUCCUCAAAGCGUGGCGGCACGCCAUAGGAGAGAAAGGAUAAGUGAAAAAAUAAGGAUACUACAAAGAUUAGUACCAGGUGGAACAAAAAUGGACACAGCAUCAAUGUUAGAUGAAGCAAUUCAUUACAUGAAAUUCUUGAAGAAGCAAGUUCAAUCUCUUGAAAAAGUUGAAGUUAAUAGACAUAUGCCAAUGUCAUUAAGUAGUAAUUAUUUACCUAAUUAUUACCCUUGUCAUCAAAGUGUUCAACCCUAG
This is a messenger RNA of Solanum verrucosum, 768 nucleotides long. RefSeq names its product transcription factor HEC2-like. Gene Ontology annotation, biological process: regulation of DNA-templated transcription. Lineage: Eukaryota; Viridiplantae; Streptophyta; Magnoliopsida; Solanales; Solanaceae. Gene Ontology annotation, molecular function: DNA-binding transcription factor activity; protein dimerization activity. The coding region runs from base 1 to 768 and encodes 255 amino acids. The transcript is spliced from 2 exons. The record is from RefSeq and is a predicted model, not a curated record.